Arxiozyma heterogenica is the source of this 345-nucleotide messenger RNA. RefSeq lists its product as uncharacterized. The record is from RefSeq and is a predicted model, not a curated record. Gene Ontology annotation, cellular component: preribosome, large subunit precursor. The coding region runs from base 1 to 345 and encodes 114 amino acids. The transcript has a single exon. Lineage: Eukaryota; Fungi; Ascomycota; Saccharomycetes; Saccharomycetales; Saccharomycetaceae.
AUGGCUAAAUCAUUACGUGCAAAGAGUUGUCUAAAAGCUAAGUCCGUGAAACGUAAAGAUGAAUUCCAAAAUGCUGUUAAUGCACGUGAACUAAGGAUAUCAGAGAAAUUGAAGCAAGACUUGAUAAAUCAAAAGUUAAAAGAAUUAAAAUCAAAAAAUGGCACAGAUGGAGAAAGUAAUGAACCAGCCAUGGAGAUAGAUGAUUUAGCUAGUUUAGAAAAGAAAGAGGAAACGAAGACUCAAAAGAUCAGUACUUCUGGUUGGAGAGAUGCAAGACAUCUUAAUUAUAAGAGAGCAAAAAAGAUGAAAAAAAAUAAAAAGAAAGGUUCAUUCACAAGAUUUUAA